AUGAGAGCGCCUUCCGGGGAGGCGGCAGCGGCUGUGGAAAGUCCAGAAGUAGGAGAGGAAGCGGAGGAAGAGGAGGUGAUGACGACCGACUUGGGGAGGGGGCGACGUUUCGUCUGGCCGAGGCGCCGUCCGGGCUAAGGUCACCCAGGAAUGUUGAAAGCAGAAGGGGGAAUCAUUUGGUGCACCCACAGAAUUUUUUUAAGAUAUCGGGCAUCUGCAUUUCUUAUGCAGUAGGUUUCCCUGUAUCUAGAAAAUCCAACGGAUUUUGAAAAACAAUGGUUGUGACAGUUUGAAACUUGGAAGAGGAUGCAAUUACCCUUUGAAUAUAAUUUAGGACUUGGCACAGCAAACAGAAGAAUUAAACGAAAUACAGCAAACCAACAGAGAUAACUCUGGAAGCCCUGAAUGCAGCAAAAUAAGAACAAUGGACCUCAAGUUUAACAACUCCAGAAAAUACAUCUCUAUCACUGUGCCAUCCAAAACCCAAACAAUGUCACCACACAUUAAGUCAAUUGAUGACAUUAUAGUACUUGGCAUAAAUCUCAGCAAAUUUAACAAACUUACUCAGUUUUUCAUAUGUGUUGCUGGAGUUUUUGUUUUUUACCUAAUUUAUGGAUAUUUGCAGGAAUUAAUAUUUUCAGUGGAGGGUUUUAAGUCCUAUGGCUGGUACCUUACUUUAGUGCAAUUUGCAUUUUACUCCAUAUUUGGCCUAAUAGAACUUCAGCUUAUUCAGGAUAAAAGGAGAAGAAUACCAGGAAAAACCUACAUGAUAAUAGCUUUUCUAACAGUGGGUACUAUGGGGUUAUCAAACACUUCCUUGGGCUACCUGAAUUAUCCCACCCAAGUCAUCUUCAAGUGCUGCAAAUUGAUUCCUGUUAUGCUAGGAGGAGUUUUUAUUCAAGGAAAGCGUUAUAAUGUUGCAGAUGUCUCUGCUGCCUUAUGCAUGAGCCUAGGCCUCAUCUGGUUUACCCUUGCUGACAGCACAGUUGCACCUAACUUCAAUCUGACAGGUGUCAUGCUUAUUUCCCUGGCACUGUGUGCAGAUGCUGUCAUUGGAAAUGUUCAAGAGAAAGCUAUGAAACUGCACAAUGCUUCUAAUUCUGAAAUGGUUUUAUAUUCAUAUUCAAUUGGUUUUGUGUACAUAUUAUUGGGAUUGACAUGCACUAGUGGAUUAAGCCCUGCAGUAACAUUUUGUUCAAAGAAUCCAAUUCAGACCUAUGGUUAUGCAUUCCUUUUUUCCCUCACUGGAUACUUUGGAAUUUCUUUUGUUCUGGCUUUGAUUAAAAUUUUUGGUGCACUUGUUGCUGUAACAGUGACAACAGGAAGAAAAGCAAUGACCAUUGUACUUUCCUUUAUAUUCUUUGCUAAACCAUUCACAUUUCAGUAUGUAUGGUCUGGUUUAUUAGUUGUCCUUGGCAUAUUUCUCAAUGUUUACAGCAAAAAUAUGGAUAAAAUAAGACUACCCUCACCGUAUGAUCUGAUAAACAAGUCAGUGAUUGUAAGAAAGUCAAGGACGUUGGCACAAACUGUGUAGGUACUGAUUUGUCCUGUUUAGAAUUUUAAGGGAACAAUCAAUCAACUUUCCAAAAGGACUGUGAUAAAAACAACCAAAGGAUCUGAAGGUAUGCUUUGCAUUUCUGGAUGGAUUGCAUAUGAAUAGUGUUGUGGUAUCAGCUGUUCUUCAGAGCACCUGUUUGACUGACUUCUGAUGCAAUCAAGAACCACAUCUAGCACACCUUGCAAUUAAAUGUCUACAUGAAGGACUGACUACUCCUAGCAGUUUCUUGAGAAGUUCACUGGAAAUGGACCAUGAUACAAGACUUUUUGGAUAUCAUUAUGAAUACCAAACACUGAUAUGUAAUAGCACAUUGUUUUGUCUUCAUUCCAUUUUGGUGGUAUUUAAAUUGAUUCUCUGUUAUAAGAGUAACUUAUGAUUUAAAGUUUGGAGAGAAUAACAUUCAUUAUAAAUAAAAUAAUCUUAUGAUUUUUUUAAAGGAA
Marmota flaviventris (yellow-bellied marmot) is the source of this 1998-nucleotide messenger RNA. It is a transcript of the gene Slc35b3, whose product is annotated as solute carrier family 35 member B3. The record is from RefSeq and is a predicted model, not a curated record. Gene Ontology annotation, cellular component: endoplasmic reticulum membrane; Golgi membrane. Gene Ontology annotation, biological process: transmembrane transport; 3'-phosphoadenosine 5'-phosphosulfate transport. Lineage: Eukaryota; Metazoa; Chordata; Mammalia; Rodentia; Sciuridae. Gene Ontology annotation, molecular function: 3'-phosphoadenosine 5'-phosphosulfate transmembrane transporter activity.